Molecule: messenger RNA, 2501 nt
Organism: Sesamum indicum (sesame)
Lineage: Eukaryota; Viridiplantae; Streptophyta; Magnoliopsida; Lamiales; Pedaliaceae
Product: Exonuclease family protein
Biological process (GO): rRNA processing
Cellular component (GO): nucleus
Molecular function (GO): 3'-5' exonuclease activity; nucleic acid binding
Source: RefSeq, a predicted model, not a curated record
GACUUUUAACUAAAGUUGAACUGUUCAAUAUAAACAUUUUUCCUACAAAUGGAAAAGGGAGUGAAAGUAAAGAAAAAGGGUUUAUGAGAAAUGUUGCUACGUAGCUUCUAAACCUGACAAGAAUUCCUGCUACCAAUUCCUCCGCAUUUUCCGGCUUAAUUUCCGCCUCGGCGUGGCCAUGAACUCCGGCGAGGAGCCCCCGAAAACCCUAACAUCGUCGACGACGAGGUCUCUUGCUUUUUUUGAAUAAACUCUAUGUUAAACUGCUGAGAGAAUCAUUUCAUGAAUCAGGAGAAAGGGCAAUGUUUGGAAUGAGAAUAUAAAUGUGCUGUUGGGAGUUUUCUUUUUGUGUGUGUGUGUGUGUGUGUGUGUGUGUGUGUGUGUGCAGUUUUACUUAUCUGAUGAUUGGCGCUUUUUGAUUGCUGAGAAAAUUGUUUCUCAAUUAAUCGUCUAUGUGAGAACUGCUUUGAGGCUUGAGCAGAUGUACUUUUGUUGUUGAAUGGACGGUUGUUGUGUUGACAUCUCUCUUCUUGUACAAGUAGUUAAUGCUGGUAUUUUCGAUCGUAGUGGAUGUUAUGUUAGAUUUCUUGUUGGAGUACUGAUUACCGGAUAUAAUCAGCACAUGUAAUGCCUUAGAUACUCUUUUUGGUUUUAUUCCCGGCAGCUGAUUGAUUAUUCACUUCGAAGCGUUGCAUGGGUAGUUCAGAGCAUUGAAUGUCGAUAAAUGGCGGGAAGUUUGCUUGCUAAUUGCAUUUUGUCUAAGAUCUGAAAAGUUCUUGACUGAUCUUGAGGAGGAGAAAGGUGUAGGUAAGCUGGUGCUUCUGUUUGUGUCUUUGUGAGGAUGCAUCAAGUACAGAAUUCAUCUCUUUUGCCAUUGCACUCGGGCUUGUAGUUGUAGGUUCUUCUCUUUUCUUACUUCAAUAUCCCGAAACUUUUGAAACGAGUAGGACAGACUUGCUUAAGAUACUAGAUAUGACAGUCCUGAGUGGAUCAAUACAGAAACUAAUAAAUUUCCUCCUGCUUUUGAUGUUGUCCUCAUAUAAAGAAAGAAAUGGGAGCAGCUUUCUGCAGUGUACAAACGCUCUUGCAGAUAAAUGCACUGAGAUGUGCAUGUGAGGCACAAGUGUGCAGCAUGUUUCAAGCAGUAAAGGAGCAUCUUAUUGCGCAUAUGAAAACCUCUUAUCAUUCUGUUCACCAACCUAAAUGCGGUGUAUGUCAGAAACAUUGCAAAUCCUUUGAAUCACUAAGGGAGCACACAACCGUAAAUUGUUCGAAGAUUUUUGCUGAAAGAGGUUGCAAGCUUUGUUUGCGAAUUUUUGACAGCCCAGUUUCUCUCAGAGAACACCAGAGCAUAUGUUACCUACCUGCCCCUGCUCUACUUGUGAGUUUGGACUUAGUUCUACUUUUACACCGACGUGAGCUAAUGGGAUGUCUGCUUACUGUGUACACAAUAACAACUAGUUAUUAUUAUGUGAAACUGCCUCCUCAUGGUACUUGCGUACUUAGUUCAACAUUUUACCUUGUUAUACAGGGAACAAUCAAGAUGCCUUGCCCAGAAUCACAGAUUUACGAUCCUCCAGUAGACCUUGAAAAUGAUAUUGGGAAUCAUCCUGAGGCUGUUUCAAUGGACUGUGAAAUGGUUGGUGGUGGAAGUGAUGGAUCACUUGAUCUCUGUGCAAGGGUAUGCCUCGUUGAUGAGGAUGAGAAACUGAUUUUCUACACUUACGUACUACCUCAAAUUCCUGUUACCAAUUAUAGGUAUGAGGUCACUGGUAUCACGGAGGACCAUCUGAGAGAUGCCAUGCCACUCAAGGAAGUGCAGGACAAAAUUCUGCAGAUUCUAUAUAAUGGAGAGUCAAUUGGGAGAUUACGCUUGAAUGGUGGACGAGCUAGAGUUCUUCUUGGUCAUGGCCUUGAGCAUGAUCUAGAUUGCCUAAAAAUGAAUUAUCCUGAUCAUUUGCUGAGGGAUACAGCGAAGUACCCUCCUCUAAUGAAGACGAAUCUGGUGAGCCACUCGCUCAAAUACCUAAUCAAGACCUAUCUUGGGUAUAAUAUCCAGACAGGGAUGCACGAUCCAUAUGAAGAUUGCGUAUCCGUAAUGAGGUUGUAUAAGAGAAUACGGUCCCAAAAACACCAAUCCAAAGGAAUGGAAUUCACAUUAGCUGCUCGGAGUACCCGAAGCCUGACGAGUGGUCAUGAUUCAUGGAACUACAGGGAAAUUGAGAAUAUGACCCCAGAGGAGCUUUUCAAUAUCUCAAAAUCUAAUUACAGGUGCUGGUGUUUUGAUUCACGGCAAGCAUUGUAGAUGCAUGGAUCUCUAUCUAAUAAUGAUAUCUUGAUUCAAUUGUUUGCUUGCAUAUGGACAUGAUUUUGCACCCCAAAAGUUUUGUUUGGACCCUAUGUUUUUUGAAUUUUUGAAUGGAUUGGCAUGAUGUAUAGGAAAAGACACUGCUGCCAGGGACUUUUACAUAUAUUAUUGCACAUAGAUAUUAUUUUUUUCA